GCGGCCGCAGCCCUCCGGCACGGCCCCGGGCCCAUCCCGGGAGCCGCCGCUAGGUGGGGGGGGGAGCCCGGCCCCGGCCGCCCCGGCCGCACAACAAUGACUUUGGGCAGCAGCGGCGGCGGCGGCUGCGGGAUCAUGUCCGAGCGCUCCCCGGAGGAAGAGCCGCUCUCCGAGGUGGAGGACGCGGAUAUCGACGUGGUGGGCCCGCCCCAGGAUGGGGGCAAGUACAGCGAGGAGGAGGAGGACGAGGACGAGGAGGAGGAGGACGAGGAGGACGGCGGCGAUCCGCUGGGGCUGGCGCUGCCGCGGAGCGGGGCCGCCAAGGCGCGCAUGGGGGGGUCCCCGGAGCGGCUGUCCCCCGCCGGCGGCUCGGAGCCCGCCUGCGCCCGCGGCGCCGCGCCCGGGGAGAAGGCGCCCGCGGGCGGCGGCGGCGGCGGCGCGGGGGGGAAGAACCCGCUGGUGAAGCCGCCCUACUCCUACAUCGCCCUCAUCACCAUGGCCAUCCUGCAGAGCCCCAAGAAGCGGCUGACGCUGAGCGAGAUCUGCGAGUUCAUCAGCGGGCGCUUCCCGUACUACCGGGAGAAGUUCCCCGCCUGGCAGAACAGCAUCCGCCACAACCUCUCCCUCAACGACUGCUUCGUCAAGAUCCCCCGGGAGCCCGGCAACCCGGGCAAAGGUAACUACUGGACGCUGGACCCCGAGUCAGCCGACAUGUUCGACAACGGGAGCUUCCUGCGCCGGAGGAAGCGCUUCAAGCGGCAGCAGCAGCUGCACCCGCCGCACCCCGAGCUACUGCUGCGGGCCGGGGCCGCCGACCCCGCCGCUUUCCUGCCCGGCUUCGCCUACGGACCCUACGGCUACAACUACGGCCUGCAGCUCCAGGUACCCCCACCACCACCACCACCAUCCCGGUGGCGGAGGCGGCGGGCCGCGGGCGCCUUCCCCUUCCCGGCGCCGCACUGCCCGUUACCGGCUCCGCCGCCUCCCGCCGCCGCCUCCGUCUUCUCCGCCGCCUCGGGGCUGCCCUCCUUCCUGGGCGGCGAGCUGAACUGCAGGAAGUCCUUCUACCACCCCCAGCUGAGCCCCACCGCCCUGCCCGCCGCCCUCCUCCAGACCCUCAAGCCGGACCCCUCGCCCGCCGGCGGCGGCGGCGGCGGCAGCGGCGGCACCAACCACCCCUCCCGGCCCUCUUUUUCCAUAGACAACAUCAUCGGGGGGGCCGUGCCCCCGCCGCCCAGCACCAACCCCAGCGUCGCGCCCGCCGCGCCCUACCCCGCCGGCCAGGCGGGCCCCCCGGCGCAGGUCCUGGCCGUGCUCAGCCCCGCCUUGGCCCCGGCACAGCCCCAGGUCAGCCUGGCACACGAGCCGCUCCUCCAGCCGGCCCAGAACUUUUCCAGUAAAAUCACAACCCUCAGCAGCUGUCAUUUUUAAAGUGUGCUGGGGACUGGGGAAGGGGAGGGGGAUGGGGGGGAGAGUCGCGAAGCAAACGGCCCCUUUCCAGCUCUCCCCCGCUCCUC
This is a messenger RNA of Corvus hawaiiensis (hawaiian crow), 1517 nucleotides long. It is a transcript of the gene FOXD2, whose product is annotated as forkhead box D2. The record is from RefSeq and is a predicted model, not a curated record. Gene Ontology annotation, molecular function: RNA polymerase II cis-regulatory region sequence-specific DNA binding; DNA-binding transcription factor activity, RNA polymerase II-specific. Lineage: Eukaryota; Metazoa; Chordata; Aves; Passeriformes; Corvidae. Gene Ontology annotation, biological process: cell differentiation; anatomical structure morphogenesis; regulation of transcription by RNA polymerase II.